AUGUUCCACAAGUCUUGGGUUUUUACAGUUCUGUUAGUGGCUAUUGCUACUUCUUCUACUAUAUUGUCGCCGUUUUCAAAGGCCUUGGAGACAUUGAAGUCGAGCAAUGGAGUUAAGUCAUAUUUAAAGAGUGAGGAAGAGCAUUUUUGCGGUUUUUAUUCUACGGGUUGCACCACCUCCGGAUUUGUUUCUUCUAUGGGUAAUGUUACCCUUUAUGGCACUCCUAGCUCUGAUCCGGUUGCCAUGGAUUUGGUUCUGGAUACGUUCGUUGGAGAUGCGUGCAUUGACGACACUGAGGUUCUUGCUUUUAUUCUGCAUACCUCCCUCGUUGCCUCCAAUGAUGUGAAAAAGCAGUAUGUGGCCACCUUGAACAAGGUGUCUGUGAAGAUAUCGAUUAUGAUGGAGAAGGGCCUCAAGUGCGACCAGCCUAUUGAGGCUGGAAAGAUCUACGAUGUUGAAUCGCUCCAGUGCACGGACAGCGAAGGCAAGGACCCGUUCGCUGACGCCAAGGCCGUGAUCGGCCAGUCCAUGACGAUGUCCGCCACCUUUGCGUCGAACUCUCUGACGCUGGCGAUGGAGGACUGGAACCUUCAGGCUGCCUACCAGGAUGCCACGGGCUGCUCGUCGCUGCCCUUCUGGCUGCAGGCGUCGAACACGACGUCCACGCCGUCUCCUGCUCCCACCACGCUGGCUCCUUCCGCGGAGCCCACGACCUUGGCCCCCACCGCGGAGCCCACCACCAUCGCUCCGUCUACCGAGCCUACGACCUUGGCUCCUACCACCGAGGCUCCUUCUACUACCGUCCCUACCACGCCUACUCCCACGACCCCGACUCCUACUACCCCUACUCCUACCACUCCCACGCCCACGACGCCCACUCCUACCACCCCGACUCCCACUUCGCCCGUGCCCACGACCCCGGUCCCCACCGAGGCUCCCACCACGCCGACGCCCACCGAGGCCCCCACCACGCCCGUGCCCACGCCCGGAGAUAACAAGAUGAUGAUGUACGCUCUGAUCGGAGGCGGCGCGCUGCUGGUGGUCAUCCUUCUCAUCGUGUGCUGCUGCUGCUGCUGCAAGAACAAGAAGAAGGACAACACCUACUCCCGAGUGCGUAGAGCCAAGGUGAAGGCGAACGAGAACACGCCGCUUGUGAAUAAGAGAAAGAACACUUUGUAAAGAUGUGAU
Molecule: messenger RNA, 1188 nt
Organism: Blastocystis hominis
Lineage: Eukaryota; Bigyra; Opalinata; Blastocystidae
Exons: 4
Coding region: 1-1179 (392 amino acids)
Source: RefSeq, a predicted model, not a curated record